GAAAUACUUAAUUGUCUAUUUGGUUGUAUAUAACAGUAGUCGCAAUACAACACUAAGUUAGAUUUGAACAAUCGUUUAACUUAUAAACAUAUCGUGUAUUUAAAGAUGGAAUGUGAAUAUAAUGAAGUAAAGAAUAUGCUAGGAGGGACAUGGAAGUUAGAUAGGUCAGAAAAUUUUGAGGAAGUUCUAAAGGCAAUGGGACUAAAUGUUGUUUUCCGGAAGUUAGCUAGUCAUGCCAAGCCAAGCAUGGAAAUACAAGUAGAAGACGGGAAAGUUAAGAUUAUUGCAAAAGCUUCGUUCUUCACACAAACUAUGACUUUUCCUAUAAAUGAACCGUAUGACCAAGAAUUUGAAGGGAUUAAAAUGAAAUGUUUAACAAAGUGGGAGAAUAAUAAACUGAUUACCGAAGCCAAUCCUGUAGAACCAGAAAAAGACAAGCCUCAGAAAUAUCAUAGGGAACGAGUUAAUGACGAACUUGUUCAGACCAUGUGGAUAGGAGAUGUUAAAUGUACCAGAUGGUUCAAACAACAGACUUGAUGGAAGAAGAAAUAAACUGGAAUAGAUUGAGUUUUAUAUCGUGUCUUUCAAUAUGUUAACGUUGUAAUGCUUUUUGUCACGAACAUCAGUUGGUCUUACCGCUUUUGCACUAUUCAACUUUUUAACAGUUCAACAAGUACUAUUAUUAAGGAGGGGAUUUUUUUUUCUAAGAGUUUAAUUUUGUUGUCACUCCUAAAAGUUUUGAUUAAAAGAAAAUACUAACAUUUGAAUCAAAUGUUUCGAGAGAGUGACCAAAUAAAAUAAGUAUUUUUAAGUUUUUUUGUGUCCCAAAAGACAUAAUGUGAAAUUAUGUCAGCAAAUAUUACUUCACUCCAUAAGCAUAAAGUACACAUCUGUUCAAAGGCGUUUGCGUUAUAAGCCUCACAUUAUUUACAAUAAAUGCACAUCAAAAUCGCCAUCAGUUCAAUACAACACUUUCUCACUCAAGAGUAGAUAUAAAAAUAAAGAUGUAACUUCAAGAUUUUAAAAGCUUGCUUCAAAUAUAUGUAUUUUAUUCGGAAUAAAAAAUUUAUUGUUUGUAUUUUUGUAUAGAAAUAAAUUGAUUAUAUGACACUUAACCAUGUUUGUAUAAUUUGUGGCUUUUUCAAGGAAAUGUAAGUAUGCAUUUUUUGUUUGUUUAAACUGAAUACCGACUUCAACAACUAUGGCUUAUAUGAAACAUUUUUCUACUGAUGAUUUAAGUCAUUUACACUGGGAUAGUCAUAUUCUUAAAAUCAGACAUCCUUAGUUGGGAAAGACCUCGACAGCGCUCUAGUGUAUUACUUUAUGGACGAACAAUCAUGUGGGUAAAAUCCCUUGAAGAGUUUUGUUAAAACACUCAUGAAACUAGCCGAAUGCACGACGUUCUGGAUAUGUCUUUGAUGCUACAGCUUUUAAAAACUUGGCAACAGAUAAACACUUUCCAAUUAUAUGAUAAAUUUCGAAAUUUCAGUUCCAUGAUCAAUAAACCGUGGUAAAACGGCUCAUGUAUUUCAGAAUAUAAUUGGUUUUUAACUGAGUAAAGAUACAUAAUUAUGUAGUUAUUUAUUUUAUUUAUGCAAUAUGUUCAUAUUCGAUUCGAAUUAUUAUGUAUUUUUUUCAAGUAUUUUAAGAAAUUCAAAAUUUCCUUUUUUGUUGUUGGUAUUUGUAAUAUGCAGAUUUAAACUGUAUGUUUUGUAUAUGGCGAAUUCACGAUGUUUAAAUGUUUUCGGUAUUUGAAAUAAUGCUUUUAUCUUUCUUAAAACAUGUGCAAUAAGAUGAAUAAAAUGUUGUGUAUUAUACAAUAUAUUUAUUUUUUCUUUUUUGCAUUAUAAUUUCACAAAAUACGAUUAAUAUUAGUGCAUAACGGCACUCUUAAAACACGAUAUGUUCAUAACCCCACAGUAUAAAAAUUUAUGUAUUAUAUCACGCUAUUAUAUUUUGUUUUGUUAAUAUAUUUUUGAACACGUGCACGUUUGACAUAAAUGUACUUAUGGAGCCUACUUAUUCGUAUUAAAAUAGAAUCAUCAUAGGUCUACAGUUUCAACUCGUGGGUGGAUAACAUAUAUUAUAGUUGUUCCUGGUAGUGUUUGAUUGAACCAGCUAAUGGACACUUCUACGGAAGUAAAAUUAAUUUCAAUAUCCAGUAGUGUAUCGGGGGAAUACGUAGGCGGUGGUAAAUGAAAGCUUGUAUAUAAAUAUCGGAUUUUCUAAACCAUGUAUCAGUAGAUAAUAUUUGAUAGGUUUGACCAGUUGUACAUUUUCAUGCCUUUAUGACAUUGAGAUAGAAAAAAAUAUAUUUAUUGUAGUACAAUAAUAUUGUCUCCAAAUUCAUCACACAAAGACACACAGCAAUUUGUUGAUACACGAGAUACUUAAUCGAACCUGAUAACAUUCAAGCUGCAUGUACCACAGGUUUACUUAAGUAUAUAGAGCAUAAUAUAUUAUCAUAUUUCACUAAGAAAAACGAAAUUUUCAAGAAAAGUAAUAAUGUGUUUGUUUCAAGUAAUAAUUGACAUGUUAUGUUCGAUAAUGAUUAAUUUAAUUUUACA
Molecule: messenger RNA, 2567 nt
Organism: Ruditapes philippinarum (Manila clam)
Lineage: Eukaryota; Metazoa; Mollusca; Bivalvia; Venerida; Veneridae
Product: cellular retinoic acid-binding protein 2-like
Exons: 4
Coding region: 106-537 (143 amino acids)
Biological process (GO): fatty acid transport
Cellular component (GO): nucleus; cytosol
Molecular function (GO): fatty acid binding
Source: RefSeq, a predicted model, not a curated record